Messenger RNA from Eleginops maclovinus (Patagonian blennie), 2531 nucleotides. RefSeq names its product ankyrin repeat and SOCS box protein 2-like. Bases 142 to 2115 code for a protein of 657 amino acids. Gene Ontology annotation, molecular function: protein binding. NCBI's taxonomy places the organism in Eukaryota, Metazoa, Chordata, Actinopteri, Perciformes, Eleginopidae. Gene Ontology annotation, biological process: intracellular signal transduction. The transcript has 10 exons. The record is from RefSeq and is a predicted model, not a curated record.
GCGGCUCCUAAAAUAAACAGAAGCCCCCCCCCCCCCACCCCUUAUGUCAGGGCAGACUGCAGCACAGACAGAAUCACACAUGAUGUCUGUCGGCUGAAGGAAACGCUGGAUUAACAAAGAGAAGCUACAGACAGCUCCAGCAUGGCGGCCUACUUUGAAGAUUAUUCUCUCUACAGUAAUCUGAGUGAUGAAGAGCUGCUGCAACUCGCCAUCGAGCGCAGUCUGACGGAAAGCCCACCUGUAAACCACAGCUCCCACAAUCCACCUGUAAACCACAGCUCCCACAAUCCACCUGUAAACCACAGCUCCCACAAUCCACCUGUAAACCACAGCUCCCACAAUCCACCUGUAAGCUACAGCUCCCACAAUCCUCCAAGUGAAGAGGCUCCUGACCCGAAGACAUUUGAUGGGACCGUCAGUCGCUUCAUGACGGGAGCUGGGAAGAGCAUGGUGGCGUAUCGCCGACCUGAUGGCAGACUGGUCCACAUCGCUCCUGAACCUGUGGAGGAGGAGGAGCCUCUAUUCAAAGCGGUCCGUGUCGGGGAUGUUAGCAGAGUGAAAGCGUUGACGAAGGUCCAGGAAACAAACCUGAUGCUUCCAAGUAAACCGGGCUGGCUCGCCAUUCACCAGGCGGCGUGGUACGGGCAGGACAACUGUCUGAGGGUCCUGCUGUCAGCUCAGCCGGGGAUGAUCAACAAGCGGACCGAGUGCGGGGAGACAGCGUUGAUGGUCGCUGUCAGCAAAGAUCAGCUGCCAUGCGUUCAGGUGCUCCUGGAAAAGGGAUGUGAUACCAACACACCGAACUAUGACAAAGAGACUCCACUCUACAAAGCCUGUGAGAGGAGCAGUGCUGCGAUAGUGGCGGCCUUGUUGAAUCAUGGUGCGGUGGUCAACACUCCCUGCAUUUGGAGUUUCACUGCCCUACAUGAAGCUGCCAGUCGGAACAACGCAGAGAUCUGUGAGAUGCUGCUGAAGGCUGGAGCCAAACACACUCUGCUCAAUAUGUACGGCAUCACGCCGCUGUUUACCGCAGCUCAGAGCGGGCAGCUCGCUAGCCUGUGCCUCCUCCUCAAACACGGUGCAGACAUUAACAGCCAGGCUGCUGAUGGAGCCACCGCUCUGUAUGAAGCAGCUAAAAAUGGACAUGACCACAUCGUGGAAUUCCUCCUUUCUCAGAAUGCUGAUGCAAACAAACCAGGAAAAAGUGGGUUUUUACCGCUUCAUGUGGCCGCUCAGAGAGGAAGCUACAGCAUCAUCUCCAUGUUGAUCUCGGUCACCAGUAAGACCAGAGUCCGCCGGGCCGGCAUCAGCCCGCUGCACCUGGCUGCUGAGCUUAACCGUGACAACGUCUUGGAGGCUCUGAUCAAGGCGGGUUUUGAUGUCAACGCUCAGCUGUCUGAAGAACGACUGCGGCUUUACCAGGACCGCCGCAGCACACCGCUCUACUUCUCUGUCAUUAACAACAACAUCCAUGCAGCAGGCAUGCUGCUGGCGGCUGGCGCAGACCCGAACCUGGACAUGCUCAAGCCACUCAUGGUAGCGGCAAGGCAUAACAGCCUCCAGACUGUCACGCUGCUGGUGGAGCACGGGGCAGAUGUCAACGCCUCUAUCCCCACACACCUCACCACUUUCCCUGCUGUUUACAUGUUCUCCAUGAAGAACCUGCCCAUGUUUAAGUACCUGCUUGACCACGGAGGCCAUGCCCUUUCCUGCUUCAACUGUGUCUACGGAAACCGACCACAUCCACCAAUAAAAACCACGCGAUCAGAGAGGGACUCCAACAGGUUCUCCGAACUGCAGGGAGGCGUUCAGGUGACCAAAUUCUGUGAGAUGAUCUCGGCUCCUAGUAUCUCUCGGUGGGCUGGGCCGAUCAUUGACGUCCUGUUGGACUAUGUUGGUCAUGUGACCCUCUGUUCCAGACUGAUGGAACAUCUGGAUAGUUACUCUGAAUGGAGCGUCAUCAAGGAAAAAGCUGCAUUGCCGCGGCCACUGCUGCAGCUCUGCAGGCUGCAGGUCCAGAGGCUGGUAGGAUGUCGCCGGUUGAAGAAGUUGCCCCUCCCUGGAGGUCUGAUCCGCUUCCUGCAGCACCAGGAGGGGUCUGUGGACGUUUGCUGAAAGAAGUGAUUCUUCACUGUUUUCCAUGUCACUGAUGGGAGUCUAUCACUCAGUAUUGAUGUCUUAGGUUGCAGACUUUUAAAAGACUGAACAUGAACAAUUAAAAUGUCUUGCCUGUUAGUAGUCUCAGUCUAUACUAGCAGAACCAGGAGCUGAUCCCAGGUCAGCCUGAACCAGAACUCACUAUAAGCUCUAUCACACAGGAGGGUCUAUAGCAGCAGAACCAGGUGCUGAUCCCAGGUCAGCUUAUGUAGCUAGCUAAUGUAGCUGCAGGAUUUGUGCUACUCCCAGUUUGUUUCUACAUAAUGAUUGCACACAUUGUAAGUCUGGGUCCGAGCCUCCGCUAGAUAGGAGGUGAUGAAGGCUAAACAUGAUUCAUUUCUGUAAAAGCGUUCUUCAAAUAUUUUGAAAUAAAU